AUGAGGCCUUACGCUCUUUUCGUAUCUCUCUUCGUCUUCUUUGGCUUCGUCGCCGCUUGGUCUAAAGAAGACUAUGAGAUCUUUGGUCUUCAAAACGAUGUGGCUACAAACGAAGGUGCCAAUGUGACCUUCUACGAUUUCCUCGAAAUUCGUCCCAAUGCCAACCAAGACCAAAUCACCAAAGCCUACCGCAAAAAGUCCCGCACCAUCCACCCGGACAAGGUCAAGCGCGCGUUCAUCGCCAACUACGCCAAGGACAAGUCCAAGGCCAAAUCCCACAACGGCGUCAAUGUGAACAAGGGCCCAACCCAGCGUGAGAUCGACGCCGCUACCAAGGAUGCCCAUGCCCGCUCGACCCGGCUGAACCUCGUUGCCAAUGUCCUGCGUGGCCCGGGCCGCGAACGCUACGAUCACUUCCUCAAGAAUGGCUUCCCCUUGUGGAAGGGCACUGGGUACUACUACUCGCGUUUCCGACCUGGUCUGGGCUCCGUGCUGGCCGGUCUGUUCUUGGUUUUCGGUGGUGGUGCGCACUACGCGGCUUUGGUCCUGAGCUGGAAGCGUCAGCGCGAGUUCGUCGAUCGCUAUAUUCGUCAGGCGCGCAGGGCUGCUUGGGGUGAUGAGACGGGUGUUCGCGGCAUUCCCGGCAUUGAUUCUGCCGCUGAGGCCCCUGCCCCUGAGUCUGAGCCUGCUGGUGCGGUGGCGGUCAACCGUCGCCAGAAGCGCAUGAUGGAUAAGGAGAACAAGAAGGAUAAGAAGGGUCCCAAGGCUGCUCGUACUUCUGGUACUUCUACUCCUACUGAACAGCCUGUGAGCACCGAGCGUGCUAGCAUUGGUGAGCGCAAGCGCGUUGUUGCUGAGAACGGCAAGACGCUCAUCGUUGACUCCGUUGGCAAUGUCUUCUUGGAGGAGCAGAACGAAGAUGGCGAGCGCCAGGAGUUCUUGCUUGACCUUGAUCAGAUCCCUCGCCCUACUUUCCGUGAGACGAUGGUUUUCCAGCUUCCCAUCUGGGCCUUCAACCGGACUCUGGGCCGCGUGUUGGGGAAUUCCCCUGUCGAGGUUGAAGUGGACUCCGAUGAGGCCGAGGAGCCUGUCGAGGCAGCUGAGACUACUGCCACUUCUUCUUCUAACCCCCGCUCUCGCAAGCGUGGAAAGCGCUCCCAGCGAUCAUAA
Messenger RNA from Penicillium soppii, 1170 nucleotides. RefSeq lists its product as uncharacterized. The record is from RefSeq and is a predicted model, not a curated record. The transcript is spliced from 3 exons. The coding region runs from base 1 to 1170 and encodes 389 amino acids. Lineage: Eukaryota; Fungi; Ascomycota; Eurotiomycetes; Eurotiales; Aspergillaceae. Gene Ontology annotation, cellular component: endomembrane system.